AUGGUUCCUCAGCCUCAGCGUGUAGCGAUCGCGGUUCCCCCAGGAACAAAAGCAGGCCUCUGGCCCUUCAUUGUGACAUGCGUGCUGGUUGGCAUAGAGGUCGCCGUGGCGUUCAUCGACCUUAUCGUCCAGGCAGCAGGAGGUGCGAAGAACACUAAGGCAAUGAACCUCCUGAAGAAGGGGCUUCUGUCCGCCGCUGUCAUAAACUUCCACAUGACGUGGUGCAUUCCCUUUUCCCUGACCCUCACCUACAUUGUGAGUUCCCUGAGCUGGUCCAUGGGCAGGAAGAAGUGUAGUCUAUUUCCCCUUCUUAACGGCUUCGCAUGCUUUCUCUUCCUCGGUGCUGCCAUCUACUCGUGGAUGUGGGCAAAUGAUGCAGAGAUUAUGCUCCAGAUUUGUAAGAACUUCCUCAUUCCUCUCGGCCUGAAGAAGAGCCCCGAGCAGCUCAGGCUGACCAUCUACACGCCCCAGAUCAAGCUUCUUGUGGACAUAAUGGUCUCAUGGGGAUAUCCCGCGCAGUGCGUGAUUGUAUUGACCGACGCAUUCCUAGCCAUUUGCCGGCGCGGCUCGGACAGGAUCAUUCACCUCCUCGUCCGCGUUGAUAAAUAUGACAAGAUACACGUCAAGAUGGACCCUUAUGAUCUGAUCAGCAGUUGA
Molecule: messenger RNA, 657 nt
Organism: Giardia duodenalis
Lineage: Eukaryota; Fornicata; Diplomonadida; Hexamitidae
Exons: 1
Coding region: 1-657 (218 amino acids)
Source: RefSeq, a predicted model, not a curated record